Molecule: messenger RNA, 1357 nt
Organism: Bactrocera latifrons
Lineage: Eukaryota; Metazoa; Arthropoda; Insecta; Diptera; Tephritidae
Exons: 2
Coding region: 884-1165 (93 amino acids)
Source: RefSeq, a predicted model, not a curated record
UGCAGCGGUGCAACAGUGAUGAGCUUGACUAACUGUAUAAAAACCCAUAAAAUUGUCCGUAUUAAAAAAAAAAAAAAGAAAUAAAAAAAUUUGCUAAGUAGUUCAUAAUAGUAAAUGUAAAAGAGGCGAGCAAAUAGACAGACUCGACAAGGCGAACAAUUGUUGGCAGGCGGAAAACAGCUAGCACAACGAAAUUGCAACAAACACACAAAACAAGGCGAGCAAUAAGUGCAACAACAAAUACGACUGCAACUGAUUGUGACUGACAAUUGUUUAUCAGCACGACAAAAGUUGCUUAUUUGCAUGCUUAAGCACAGCCGUUGCCCAACUGAUUUCACUAAGUGUUGUUUUUUUCAACGUGUUUAAAAAUUUUCAAAUUGAGCGAGUGCAUGAAAAGCGGUCGAUAAAUUAGCAGCGUAACUGUGGAAAAUUUAAAUAUUUAAGUGCUGCUAAUAGAGCCGGACAAUAACAAGAGUAAGAGCGUAAAUAAGUUUAGCGAAAAUUCGUGCGCGACGCGCCGUGCCUUUGAGUGGCGUUAGGGACGCCGCGGAGCACGCACCGCUAGCAAGCGACUGACUCACAGCCAACGGCGAACGCGCUGGCGCUGGCGCAGCUCAGCUCAGUACAUUUCAGAUCACAACGCUUCAGUUUGGUUCAGUUCAGCUCAGCUAUGCUUGGUGCGCGCUCCACUCGUGUGCGUUUCAAGCUCACGCGCGCUUGUCAAACCGUUAGCCUAGUUCGAUGGCUUAGCGCUUAGAUAACGUUCACGUAGAAAUAAAAAUAAGACUCAGAAUCGAGGUGUUGCGAAUACCGUUACUUUACGCUAUUUUUGGACUGUGCGCGCUAUCGUCUCAGUGUUCUAAUCGGCUCCAACGGCGUGUCAAUGUUCGCGCCGUGCAAAGCGCCUUGGUGUCGCCUUGCCAUUUGGCUAAUAGUCGGUGUUAUUGUGUUGCUGCUGUUACUAGUGCUCAUCGCUCUGGCCAUCUUCGGCAGUCACCCGUGCGCAGGCGCUCUAGAUGGCUGCGACGCGUUCAAAGCGAUUUGCGCUUCAUAUAACGGCGAUCAUCAGUUCUUCUACAGCCACUGUGAUAUGCUGCGCGAGAAUUGCCUGACCGGCAGCGAUUGGCAACGCGAUCACUACAAUCACUGCAAUGUAAAUCAUUAGUUCAAACUGAGUCUUCGAUUCACAUAAAAAUAAGUUGAGUAGUAGUUAGCUGAAAUAUGUUAAUUGAUAAUUAUGACAAAAUACCAAUGUGCUCAUUCCAAAGACUACAUUCUGUUUAAGCGAGAAUUUUUAAUUCGAUAUUCUGUUCUACAAUAAUUUAAGUUAUUAUAUUUAUAAUUAUUUACAAAAAUA